Molecule: messenger RNA, 864 nt
Organism: Fusarium proliferatum ET1
Lineage: Eukaryota; Fungi; Ascomycota; Sordariomycetes; Hypocreales; Nectriaceae
Product: putative endoglucanase
Exons: 3
Coding region: 1-864 (287 amino acids)
Source: RefSeq, a predicted model, not a curated record
AUGAAGAUCUCACUCGCUUCUCUAGCGGCCAUGGUGCCCUUCGCCUCCGCUCACUACUUCUUCGAUGUUCUCGUUAUCGACGGCAAGGAGACGAACAGCAUGCAAUACGUCCGCUCCAACACCCGCGAUGCAAAGUACAACCCAACGAAAUGGGACAACAUCCGUGACGAUAUGACUCCCGACAAGCUCGACUUCCGCUGCAACAAAGGCGCAUUCACAUUCGCCGGCCAGACCGGAACCGCCGAGGUCAAGGCUGGGUCUAAGCUCGCAAUGAAACUCGCCGUUGGUGCCACAAUGCAGCAUCCAGGCCCUGCCCUCGUCUACAUGUCCAAGGCUCCGACCACGGCGGACACGUAUGAGGGUGAUGGGGAGUGGUUCAAGAUCUUCGAGGAAAGCGUGUGCAACAAGGAAGGAGAUUUCACACGUGACGCUUGGUGCACCUGGGACAAGGACCGCAUCGAGUUCACCAUUCCCGCUGACCUUCCUGAUGGAGAGUAUCUCAUUCGUCCCGAGCACAUCGGUGUCCACGGUGCCCAUGUCGGCCAGGCAGAGUUUUACUACACCUGCGCUCAAGUCAAAGUCACUGGCGGUGGCAGCGGUGUUCCCGGUCCAACGGUCAAGUUCCCUGGUGCGUACAAGAAGGAUGACCCGUCCUUCAACUUCAGCAUCUAUGGCGGCUUCAAAGAGUACCCAAUGCCCGGCCCGGCCGUAUGGACCAGCGGUGGCAGUGGAAGUGGCAGCGACAACACCACUCCUGUUACGGACAACACCACUGUCCCCGAUGAGGCCCAACCCACAGAGGCUGGCUGCACUAGCCGUAGGCGUGCGCGUCGUGGCUUGAAGAGUCGUCGCCACAUGCAUUGA